AUGGCUUCCGCAGUCGCUUGUAAGGGUGCUGCGCCGGCCAGCCUCCUCAAGUCUGGUGCUUCUAUGGCCUUCUGUGCGCUCCAUUCCCCCGCCGUCACCGUCGCCCGCCGCCCGUACAACACCCAGGUCAAGGAGGUCGGCCACUACGGCGACGACGACUACUGCGACUGCGACCUCAUCAUUUCAUCUUUUGAUUCUGCAGACGUGCUCGACCCGCACAGCGCGCCGACCAGCAUGACCCGUCUGCUGUCUCUGAUAGGCCUCUCCUCCAUUGCUGGAGCGUCGCGACUCGGACGAUGGGUGGCGAGGGAGGACGACCACGCCGGGGCUGACGGUCGAGGAUGCACUUGUCGCUGGUUCAACGACAGCUCCGACGACAUCAGAGGCUGCUGCGACAAGGGCUGCAGAUCCUGUGCGCACACUACAGGUGGGAGGAACAUCCUGAUGAUCAAGGGCGAGGGCGAGAAGCAGCCCUGGGACGGCGACGACGACUCUGCGGUGCCGAGGUACAACCGCCGCAUGGAGAUGCCUACUGACGCGUACAAGAUAAACAAGAUCAAGGCCGAGAUGAAGAAUGGUGUCCUCUAG
Messenger RNA from Triticum aestivum (bread wheat), 588 nucleotides. Its product is annotated as 26.2 kDa heat shock protein, mitochondrial-like. The transcript is spliced from 4 exons. The coding region runs from base 1 to 588 and encodes 195 amino acids. NCBI's taxonomy places the organism in Eukaryota, Viridiplantae, Streptophyta, Magnoliopsida, Poales, Poaceae. The record is from RefSeq and is a predicted model, not a curated record.